This is a messenger RNA of Paraglomus brasilianum, 241 nucleotides long. The record is from the annotation of a GenBank genome assembly. NCBI's taxonomy places the organism in Eukaryota, Fungi, Glomeromycota, Glomeromycetes, Paraglomerales, Paraglomeraceae.
AUGAGUGAAAUCGAAUAUGCAAUUGAGAUGAUUGCACCGAUAAUGAGCGAAAUAUUUAAUGAUACAUCCGAAUAUAUCAAUCUUCGCUGGGGAGAGACACUUUCCAAUGUAAUGUCCGAUCGGCGUAGAAAGAUUGAUUUACGAAUCGUUCGUAUCGCGGAUAAACUUGAACUAAGUCAUUCAGAGUGUGCAAAGAUUCCAUCUCCUACGAAAAUAAUACAUGACCGGUCAAACUGUUUAC